Cryptomeria japonica (Japanese cedar) is the source of this 1835-nucleotide messenger RNA. RefSeq names its product protein Brevis radix-like 1. The transcript is spliced from 6 exons. NCBI's taxonomy places the organism in Eukaryota, Viridiplantae, Streptophyta, Pinopsida, Cupressales, Cupressaceae. The record is from RefSeq and is a predicted model, not a curated record. The coding region runs from base 417 to 1505 and encodes 362 amino acids.
AAUAAUUAAGUGACGGAGCGACAUCCGUCUAUUGACGGAAGAGUUGGCGUCAAGGGAGCGGAUCCCCGAUAAAUCGUAGGAGCAAGCUGUAGCUAUGGCGGAGGACUGGCAGAGGAACGGCGGAUUUGAUAUGAUUUUCACGCUUCGCAGGGGACAAGAAACGGAAAAGAAAAAGAUAAAUUUGUGUUUUUUCUUUUGCUUUAAGUGGAAACGACUCCCGAGGCAGAUUGUUGAGGAAGAAGAAGACUCCAGGAAAAACAUAUAUGCACAGCUUUUGUCGGUGUUGUUAUACAACGGAAAAUUUCAUCAUUUCUUCUGCAGAUUUGAGCCGCUCCUGCAUCUUUUUGGCUCAGAAGCGGUUGUUACAGUUUUGCAUUGUCUGUGGGGGUAUUCUUUGCUUAUUUUGAAUAGAAAUAAUGUUGACCUGCAUUGCGUGUUCCAAGCGCUUCGAUGAUUCUCUCCAUGAAAACCACCAGCUGGAUGGCUCGAAUACACCGAGGUCGCCUGCUUCGAAAGAAGCCAUCAAGAAUCUCACUUCUCAGAUCAAAGACAUGGCGUUGAAAUUCUCGGGAGCAUACAGGCACUGUAAACCGUGCGCCACGUCAAGCGUUUAUCGUAAGGGAGUGCCACAGCAUUCUCUGGAGGUGGACGAUGCAUCAGAAGGAACGCAAUAUGGCUACCGCGUCACAGGAAGCUCCAGUUCUACCCCUGCCUGGAACUUCUCCAGAGAUCACGUCCUCGGCGAAUACAGAUUUCGAACCGCUAAUUCCAGCGCCGAAGGCACCCCUAGGUUCGAAUCCCCGGCCGCACGCCGCCGCGAAAACAGUAGUCGUGCCGAAGCCGUCUCCAUGGAAGAGGAAGAGGAGAACAAAGAAUGGAUUGCGCAGGUCGAACCGGGGGUUCUCAUCACUCUGAUUUCUUUACCAGAGGGCGGAAACGACCUCAAACGUAUCCGCUUCAGCCGGGAGAUGUUCAACAAGUGGCAAGCGCAGCGAUGGUGGUCGGAAAAUUACGACAAGGUUAUGGAGCUGUACAACGUCCAGCGAUUCAACCGACAGACCGUGUAUCUUCCCACGGGAGAAGAGGAAGAGAGGGCUCAUGCGGAGGAGAGUCCGGUGACGCCGCCGCUGCACAAUGAGCGUUUACCUCGCAACUUCUACAGGCAGUGCAAUGCAGCAGGGCAGGGCGUGGGUUACUCUUCUUCUGACUCAAUGGACCAGCACAGCAGUUUGGCCGCCACGCCAAAUCUCUCCAGCAAAGCGGGAAGCUCGUCCAUGGACGCGGAUCGAUCCGACGACCUCUCGGUUUCUGCAAGCAACGUAAGUGACCAGGAGAUGGAGUGGGUGGAGGAGGACGAACCAGGCGUGUACAUCACCAUUAGGUCUCUGCCUGAUGGCGCCAGGGAGCUAAGGCGCGUCAGAUUUAGCCGCGAAAAAUUUGGAGAGGCACAGGCAAGAUUGUGGUGGGAAGAAAACCGGUCUAGAAUUCAUCAACAGUACCUGUAAAGCAAGGUUAAGUUUGAUUGGGACUUGGGAGAUAUCAGAUAGACGUGUAUUUCUAUGCAUUUAUUUAAGCAGGUGUAGAUUGUAAUGGAGUGUAUUAUAGUUUAGUGUCCGUAUAGCAAAUCCUUGCUUGUCAGCAGGGGAUCCACAUGCUGGUCGAACAGUCUGUGGGCACUGGGCCUCCCAACUACCAUUCUGGGACGAAAUUCAACGUUGUCUAUACCAUAUACGUCGACUACAAAGCUUCCAGUCCUACUUGAGUGUAUGUUUCUUGUCACGUAACUUUUAUUGAGAUCUAUUGGUUUUGUAGAAGUUAUAUAAAGUUUUGUUUUA